AUGAUAGGCAUAUUCGGCACUUCUUGUUUGCAAAAAGCAUGGAGUGUAACUCUAUGGAACCAGUGGGAUGUUUACGACGCCAUCCUCGAACAUUCCUGGACAGGACCUGCCCGUCUAGGCGUAUUCCUCCUCGCCUUCUCCUCUGCCCUUUUCAACUUCGGAGUCAUUCUAGGCGCGAAUCUGCUUCCUUUCGCAAGCGACAUCACCGCACUCUUCCCUACCUACUUCAAUCUCACGCGUGGGAUGUGGUUCUGCUGCAUCAUAUCUCUCACACUGAUGCCUUGGAAAAUACUGGCCUCCGCUCACGGUUUCUUGGCGUUCUUGAACGGGUACGGCAUCUUCAUGGGACCAACCGCUGCCAUUAUGAUUACCGACUACUGGAUCGUACGCAAAGGCAACAUUCAUGUCAACGACGCCUACUCUUCCGAGCCUGGAUCGCGCUAUAUGUACAAGCGCGGCAUCAAUCCUAACGCUGCAAUGGCGUAUGUCGCGGGGAUGAUGAUACCUGUUGUGGGGUUCAUCGGGACAUUCGGAGUAGCAGUUCCCCGUGGAGCGGCUAGAUGCGACGAUAUUGGGUGGUAUGUGAGCUCAGUAGUGUCUGGCGUGAGCUAUCUCGCGCUGUGUCGUCUACGCCCUCUCGCGAAUGUGGAUGCCUCAAUGGGCCGCGAGGUCUUAGCACGCGAAUUUGCGUCAGAACGUGAAGCGGUUGAC
Dichomitus squalens LYAD-421 SS1 is the source of this 711-nucleotide messenger RNA. RefSeq lists its product as uncharacterized. Gene Ontology annotation, cellular component: plasma membrane. Gene Ontology annotation, molecular function: nucleobase transmembrane transporter activity. The record is from RefSeq and is a predicted model, not a curated record. The transcript has a single exon. NCBI's taxonomy places the organism in Eukaryota, Fungi, Basidiomycota, Agaricomycetes, Polyporales, Polyporaceae. Gene Ontology annotation, biological process: transmembrane transport; nucleobase transport. The annotation marks the transcript as partial.